CCUUGCUUAUUUCAUAUCAUCCGUUUCUCCAAUCGUCUCCUAAAUAUAAUCUACUCAACCCUUUUCAUGGUCUGCUAAAUUCUUGUGAAUAACAGUGUUCCGUGGCAUUUGACUAUUAGCUAUGCACCGUUUUUUUUUUUUUUUAUGAAGAAGAAGGAGGAGAAACUCAGACGAGAUUCUAAAGUCGCAUGAUCAUAGUCUCGACGACAAAGAACAUCAUUGAACCAUGCCAAAAGAAAACUGGUACGAAUAUUACAUCCGCAACAGGACCUCCAGGUCAGAGAAGCUGCGGCGCCGCGAGGAGAAGUUGGAAGGGAAACACAGCACGUUGAAGAUGAUGAUGUUCGCUGUGCCCAUCGUUCUUCUAGUGGCUGUCCCAGUCUUCACCCACUAUGCCCUCACCACAGAUGCCAGAUCAAAUAGACCCAAGAACCGAGAUGUUGAAACCACGCUGACCGUAGAUACUGUUACAUCAGCAACGGCCAAAGACAAUGACACAGAGUACGAUCCAGUUACCAGGCCUUUCAACAGCAGCAGGAGUGGACGGAACUUGCGUAUGAAGAAGACGGCGGUCCAGCAGCAACUGAGAAUGAGGGACCCGUUGUGCACACCGGAUUUUCCAAUGAACCAGACAGACAACGCUUCGUUGAGAACGCGGCCCCGAAUAGCCAGGCGUCGUUUGUAUCCCAUCACGGACGGUGCUACCUCUGUAGAAGACGCGAAAGAGAAAACUGGCACUGAGUAUACCACGUGGCGUCCGGUUACGAGACGCCGAAAUAAAGAGGACGUCCCAGAAUCCACAGCAGAGACAGAUGAGGUACAAUCCACGGCGACAGAGUCUUCCGAAUUCGUUACACUCGAGGAGGAAUCUACAGUAGUCACAACGACGGAGCUUCCGCAAACGAAGGACAAUUUCACAGGAACACGCGACCGGAGACAAGGAACUUCUUCGGAUGAAUUUGAGGACGAAGAAUUCGUCAGAAGAAAACCACAACGUCGCACAACUCGGAGAAAAAGGGCUACAACUCCAACUACGGAGGCGAAUGUCCAUUUUUACGGAGAAGACGACGUCAAACACGACCAUUUUCACCACUGGUAGCGACACGAGUACACUGAAUGAUAAAGGCUGUUAAUUAAAGUGCUUUCCAACUAA
Messenger RNA from Ornithodoros turicata, 1153 nucleotides. RefSeq lists its product as uncharacterized. The record is from RefSeq and is a predicted model, not a curated record. The transcript has 9 exons. NCBI's taxonomy places the organism in Eukaryota, Metazoa, Arthropoda, Arachnida, Ixodida, Argasidae. The coding region runs from base 227 to 1099 and encodes 290 amino acids.